GUGGUUCGAACGGAUGAGCAUGUUGGUCAUCUUACUGAAUUGUGUCACCCUGGGAAUGUUCCAACCCUGCGAAGACAAUACCUGUGACUCGGAGCGCUGCAAAAUUCUACAGGGCUUUGACGAUUUCAUCUUUGCAUUCUUCGCUGUAGAGAUGAUUGCCAAGAUGAUUGCGCUGGGCAUCUUUGGCCCGAAAUGUUACCUCGGUGACACGUGGAACCGCCUCGACUUUUUCAUUGUUAUUGCCGGCAUGUUAGAGUAUUCACUGGACCUACAGAAUGUCAGUCUAUCCGCUGUGCGUACUGUGAGGGUACUGCGACCGCUUCGAGCCAUUAACAGAGUUCCCAGUAUGAGGAUACUGGUGACACUGUUGCUGGACACUUUGCCUAUGUUAGGCAACGUACUUCUCCUCUGUUUCUUUGUCUUCUUUAUUUUUGGCAUUGUCGGGGUCCAACUGUGGGCAGGACUGCUGCGAAACAGGUGCUUUCUCGAAGAGAACUUUACAAUACCUGCCUCUCAAGAGCUGGAUCGAUAUUAUCACACAGAAAAUGAUGAUGAGAAUCCCUUCAUAUGUUCCCUCCUGAAGGAUAAUGGAAUGCGCUACUGUCGCAGUGUGCCCCAAAGAAGAGUGAACAACAUCGAAUGUACCCUAGACGAUACAAGUUACUACCUGUUACUGAGUAACACCACAGACAAUAUCAGCUGUAUAAACUGGAACCAGUACUAUACCCAGUGCCAACCUGCUGAUCACAACCCAUUCAAAGGAGCCAUCAACUUCGAUAACAUUGGCUACGCGUGGAUAGCAAUAUUUCAGGUUAUAACCUUGGAAGGAUGGGUUGACAUCAUGUAUUUUGUCAUGGAUGCUCAUUCGUUUUACAAUUUCAUCUACUUCAUCCUUCUCAUCAUAGUUGGGUCAUUUUUUAUGAUCAAUUUAUGUCUGGUCGUCAUAGCCACCCAGUUUUCCGAGACUAAGCAGCGUGAAAGCCAGCUGAUGAAGGAGCAGAGGGUUCGGUUCAUGUCCAACGCCAGCACAUUGGCCAGUUUCUCUGAGCCAGGGAGCUGCUAUGACGAACUCCUCAAGUACAUUAGCCACAUGGUGCGGAAGGCCAGGCGGGAGGUGGUGCGAGUGUGCCACCUGGUGGCGAGCCGGAGGAGCCACCAGGCCGGCAGCUGGACUGGGCCGGGCCCACAGCCCCGCAAACGGCGGAAACGCAAGCGGGCGUCCUCCAUCCACCACCUGAUCCACCAUCACCAUCACCACCAUCACUACCACGUCAGCAACGGGAACCUGCGAGCCCACCGCGCCGGCCCGGAGAUCAGAGACACGGAGACCGACCCUGCCCACCAUGGUGCCGCCAACCGCCUCAUCGUGCUGCCCUCGCCCCUGACCAAGCUGCACCCUCUCCCGGCACCCACGGCUCCCGCCAAUACCGAGUCUGUCCACAGCAUCUACCACGCCAACUGCCACAUUGAGCCGGUGCAGUGCAAGUCCUCCUUCCGGCAGGGGGCAGUGGACAGAGGCCAGAGGGCGGCCGAUGCCAGGAGUUACCCGACCCUGCAGCCGAGCUCCCAGCACGAGGUGAUCAACCUCAAUGGCAAUGGGGAGAAGACCCUAAAGGACGCGACCAUGAAUCCUGAUAACGCAAUGGCGAAUCUCAACAUCCCGCCAGGGCCAUAUCGUAAAAUGCAUCGGCUCCUGGAAAGCCAGAGUGCUGGCCAUUGUAAAAGCUCCUGCAAGCUGUCUGGUCACUGCCUGCCCUAUGGCUCUCCCGACGGAACAGCCGACAUUCUGAACUGCGACCCACAAAGCUGCCCCAUUUGCAUCAGGGGCAGUGAAUCCGAGGUAAGGGAGAAUGAGACGCUGGAUUCAGACAGCGAGGGAGUGUAUGAGUUCACCCAGGACACCCACUACACUGACCAGAGAGACCCUCAACGCAGUCAGUUGCGUGUAACCACGGCAAACAAAUGCUGGACAUUUUGGAAGCCAGUCUGUGACACUUGCCGCAAGAUUGUUGACAGCAAAUAUUUUGGUCGGGGAAUUAUGAUCGCUAUUCUCAUCAAUACACUAAGCAUGGGGAUUGAAUAUCAUGAACAGCCAGAAGAGCUCACGAACGCCCUGGAGAUCAGCAAUAUUGUCUUCACCAGCCUGUUUGCACUGGAAAUGCUUCUGAAGAUCCUGGUGUAUGGACCAUUUGGCUACAUCAAGAAUCCUUACAACAUUUUCGAUGGCAUCAUUGUCGUCAUCAGUGUGUGGGAAAUUGUAGGACAGCAAGGUGGGGGCCUGUCGGUGCUGCGGACCUUCCGCCUGAUGCGAGUACUGAAAUUGGUGCGGUUCAUGCCAGCCUUGCAGCGCCAGCUGGUGGUCCUGAUGAAGACGAUGGACAACGUUGCCACCUUCUGCAUGCUGCUGAUGCUUUUCAUCUUCAUCUUCAGUAUUCUGGGAAUGCAUCUUUUUGGCUGCAAGUUUGCCUCAGAGAAAGGAGGAGACACUCUUCCUGACCGAAAGAAUUUUGACUCGCUUCUCUGGGCUAUUGUAACAGUCUUCCAGAUAUUGACUCAAGAGGAUUGGAACAAGGUCUUGUACAAUGGAAUGGCCUCCACUUCUCCAUGGGCUGCUUUGUACUUCAUCGCCCUCAUGACAUUCGGCAACUACGUUCUCUUCAACUUGUUAGUUGCCAUUUUGGUGGAAGGAUUUCAGACUGAGGGAGACGUCUCAAAGUCGGACUCAGAGGCUGAUUUUUUUUGUCAGAGUCUUGAAGAUGACAGUGGAAGCAAAAAGGACCUUCCAAACACAACCUUGAUGGCAGUGAAUGGCCACGUAGACGUCAAAACUAGUCUGACUCCACCACUCAUCAUCCACACCAAUGCCACGCCAAUGCCAACCCCAAAGGGAAUGCUUUGUGGAGAUUCUGCACAUUUAUACAACGAGUCCCGCAGAGGAAGCAACGUGUCAAUCGAUCCCAACUUUUAUGAGCAAAAGUCACCAACUAGUGCACGUAGCUCCCCUUAUGCGCCCUGGAGCACGGCCAGCAGCUGGAACAGCCGACGCUCGAGCUGGAAUAGCCUUGGCCGAGCUCAGAGUGUGAAGCGUAAACAUCAGACAGGCGAGCGGAAAUCCCUCCUCUCGGGUGAUGGCAAAGAGAGCUCCGACGAAGGCGAGGGAUCAGAAGAUGAGAUAUCCAGUCAUACAGGUAGUGGGAGGGGGCCAGGCACUCAGCGUGUGGAAUCCCUGGAGAUGAGGGGCUCUUUCGACCUUCCUGACACUCUCCAAGUACCUAGCCUUCACAGAUCUCCCAGUAUCCAAAGCAGCAGGCUCUCACCAAUGGAUCGCCAUGACUGUAAUGGUAAAACCUCCCCGACUGCCUUGCCACACCAGGUCCACACGGAUGAACAGAGAGCUGAGUUUGAACAUACUGAAGAUGACAUUGACAUGGGUAAAAGAGCACGUUUGCGGGCAUGGAUUCAAGCCAAGUUGCCACCCUGUUUCAGAGAACGAGAAGGCUGGUCACUUUAUCUGUUCCCUCCACAGUCCAAGAUCCGCCUCAUUUGCAGCAAAAUUAUUUCGCACAAGAUGUUCGACCACAUUGUUCUGGUCAUUAUCUUCCUGAACUGCAUUACUAUUGCCAUGGAGAGACCGAAGAUUGAUCCUAAGAGUGCAGAGCGAAUCUUCUUGAUAUUUUCGAACUAUAUUUUCACAGUGAUCUUCUUGACUGAGAUGGCAGUAAAGUUGGUCGCAAUGGGCCUUUGCUUCGGUCAGCAGACCUAUCUAAAGAGCUCCUGGAACAUCCUGGAUGGGCUGCUGGUGACGAUUUCUGUCAUUGAUAUUCUGGUCUCCCUGGUUUCCGACAGCGGGACAAAGAUCCUCGGAAUGCUGCGAGUCCUCCGUCUCUUGCGCACCCUUCGGCCGCUCCGCGUCAUCAGCCGAGCACCAGGCCUCAAACUUGUUGUCGAAACACUAAUGUCAUCUCUGAAGCCCAUUGGGAAUAUUGUGGUCAUCUGCUGCGCCUUCUUCAUCAUCUUUGGCAUCCUGGGAGUACAGCUCUUCAAAGGCAAAUUUUACGUCUGUGUUGGCGAAGACACAAGAAACAUCACAAACAAGUCGGAUUGCAUCCAAGCCAACUACAAGUGGAUCCGUCACAAGUACAACUUUGACAACCUGGGGCAGGCCCUGAUGUCCUUGUUUGUUCUUGCAUCGAAGGAUGGCUGGGUCGACAUUAUGUAUGAUGGUCUGGAUGCAGUGGGAGUAGAUCAACAGCCAAUAAUGAAUUACAACCCGUGGAUGUUACUGUACUUCAUCUCCUUCCUGCUGAUCGUGGCCUUCUUUGUGCUCAACAUGUUUGUGGGCGUGGUUGUGGAGAAUUUCCACAAGUGCCGGAAACACCAGGAGGUGGAGGAGGCCAAACGUCGUGAGGAGAAGCGCCUCAGACGAAUGGAGAAAAAGAGACGGAAAGCACAGUGUAAACCUUAUUACUCUGACUAUUCCCCUGCUCGGCUUCUCAUCCACAAAAUGUGCACAAGCCAUUAUUUGGAUUUGUUCAUCACUGUAGUGAUUGGGCUGAAUGUAAUCACCAUGGCAAUGGAACAUUAUCAGCAACCAAAGGUUCUGGAUGAGGCUUUGAAGAUCUGUAACUACAUCUUCACGAUUAUCUUUGUCCUGGAGUCUGUAUUCAAACUGGUUGCCUUUGGUUUUCGCCGAUUCUUCAAGGAUAGAUGGAAUCAGCUUGAUCUAGCUAUUGUCCUGCUGUCCAUUAUGGGGAUCACCCUUGAAGAGAUCGAAGUGAAUGCUUCCCUGCCAAUCAACCCCACAAUCAUCAGAAUCAUGAGAGUUCUUCGCAUUGCUAGAGUUCUCAAGCUCUUGAAGAUGGCAGUGGGAAUGAGAGCGUUGCUGAACACUGUAAUCCAGGCUCUACCACAGGUCGGAAAUCUCGGACUGUUGUUCAUGCUGCUGUUUUUCAUAUUUGCAGCUCUUGGAGUUGAACUUUUUGGGGACCUAGAAUGUGAUGACUAUCAUCCCUGUGAGGGGUUAGGGCGACAUGCCACAUUCAGAAACUUUGGAAUGGCUUUCCUCACUUUAUUCCGAGUGUCAACUGGAGAUAACUGGAAUGGGAUCAUGAAGGAUACUUUGCGAGACUGUAACCAAGAGGGCACCUGUUAUAACACAGUGGUGUCCCCAAUCUACUUUGUCUCGUUUGUGCUGACAGCUCAGUUUGUGCUGGUGAAUGUAGUCAUCGCGGUGCUGAUGAAACACCUGGAAGAGAGCAACAAAGAGGCGAAGGAGGAAGCAGAACUUGAGGCAGAGCUGGAACUCGAAUUAAAAAUGUUGAAUACGGGCCAGGGGAAUGUGGACGGUGUGACGUGGGGAGGUGGUGAAGGUGGAGAUGCAAGUGACAGCCCUGGGAGUCCAUCUGAGUCACUCCAAAUCAAGAUGGAUUCGCCAUUUUCUUUAGAGCCGCCAUUGGACAAGCAAUUUUUCGACAAUGUGUCCCUGCUGAUCCAAGGUUCACUGGAAGGAGAGUUAACCCUCAUGGACAACCUCUCAGGUUCUGUCUGCCACAACUACGCCAUCUCCCAACAAAACAAAUGCUGUGCUGAGAAACAGGCUGAGCAGAUCCAAGAACAGCAGGCGAAGGAGGAGAUCCCAGAGAAGAACCUUCUGACUGUGAGGAAGAGUUUUGUAGGUCGAACACACUCACUGCCCAAUGACAGCUACAUGUUUCAGCCUGUUGACCCUGCUCCCUUGCAGGGUCUACAGAGAUCAGAGAGCAGUCACCGGCUACAGUCAGGUUCCACCACCUCAGUUCAGUCUCAGCCCACAGGGGCCAUUGGCCACCUUCAGGUUCCCAUCGGGUUGUUCCUUCCUGUCAGCCAUCAGAGCAGUUUUGAUUCUGAAACUAUCCCGAAGAUACCUCCCCCUCGGAGAUCUGUGAGUGCUCACAGAAUGCUGCGUAGGCAGGUUGCUGUAACAAAUGACUCUCUGGAUCCACUGUGUAUGGAGUCCAAGGAAAAUUUGCAGGUACAGACUAAUGAACCUUCAUUCUUGAAUGUGUCUGUGCCGCUUGUGUCUGUUGUGCAACCGUCUGUGGUCCUAGUGCCUGCCUCACCAAACGCACCAACCAAACAUAGUGUCCACAUUCAACAACACCACCGUAACCAAUGCAACAUCACUAACUUUGUGACAACGUCACCACGUCAUAUUCGGAACCCUUUCAGGGAACUCCCUAACUCAGCGGACCAGGAAGUCUCUCAAAUCAACAGUGGCAGCAAGAGAGCUUCCAAACCUCCCAUGUGCCCUACACUGCCCAUGAAAAUGUGCAGCAGCACAGGAAACCUCACCAUGAAAGACGUCAAAAAAUUCUACAGCGUGGAUACUCAAGGGUUCUUGGCCAAGCCCACAUCGUGGUUGGAUGACCCUCGGAGACAUUCAAUUGAGAUCUGCUCGUCCGUUGGCACAGCUCCACAGCACCAGUUCUCUGUGGCGUCCUGUUGGGCCAUUGGCCAGGCAGUGACAGAACUGGACAGUCAGAAAAUAGCACGGCCGAAGCAGAAAAUGAGCCCCCCGUGCAUUUCUAUAGAGCCGCCAGAGGACCACCACACGAUGACACAAGGCACUCAUGGGCAAGCAUCAUCUAGUGACAUGUGUUUGAGAAGGCGUGCCCCAUCCUGUGACUCAGCCCCUCACAAGGAGUCCAUAGACCUUGUAGACCCACUGCCUCCUGAAGGCACUCACACCUCUCCCUCUCCAGCGAAGGAUUUGCUAACUCUUUCCAGUUUUUCCUUGGAUCAGACCGAGGAGGACCACUGAACUGAAUUGUUGAAUUGUUUUUUUUUGUUGCCAAAAAAAAGACAAAAACUCUUUUUUUCAUCCUUUCCUGACAUUAAUGAAGAAUUCUGCAUUCUGACUGGCACUGGAGGUCAAAACCCCGCCAAUCACCCUCUCCACCAUCCAGACAGUAACAAGGGUUACUGCAGCCCUUGCAAUGCUGCCCUGCCUUGCACUCAAGCAGGUGACCGACUGACCAUUCACCCAGAUAGUUCUGCACAGUGGAGCGUCACUUUUGUUUUAAUGUGAAAGGUGUUUCCCCUUUUGAAAUUGGGAGGUAAACUGCCGAGCGGUAGUACUGGAACAUUCCAGGAUUCACUUUGUAACUCAGUUUGAGGCAACAAGGGAGGGGCAAUAAAUGCCAGCCUUGCCAGUGAUGUCCCCAUCCCCAGAAUUAUUAUUUUUCUAAACAUUGUUAAUUGACAUCCAUUUUAUCAGAUUUCAAUUCAGUUGGCCUGGGCAUUUUCCUUCCUCUCUGAAAAGGCACAAAGCAAAGA
Rhincodon typus (whale shark) is the source of this 7314-nucleotide messenger RNA. Its product is annotated as voltage-dependent T-type calcium channel subunit alpha-1G-like. Gene Ontology annotation, biological process: sodium ion transmembrane transport; calcium ion transmembrane transport; membrane depolarization during action potential. Gene Ontology annotation, cellular component: neuron projection; voltage-gated calcium channel complex; voltage-gated sodium channel complex. Gene Ontology annotation, molecular function: voltage-gated sodium channel activity; low voltage-gated calcium channel activity. The coding region runs from base 14 to 6799 and encodes 2261 amino acids. Lineage: Eukaryota; Metazoa; Chordata; Chondrichthyes; Orectolobiformes; Rhincodontidae. The record is from RefSeq and is a predicted model, not a curated record. The transcript has 34 exons.